Molecule: messenger RNA, 1189 nt
Organism: Arabidopsis arenosa
Lineage: Eukaryota; Viridiplantae; Streptophyta; Magnoliopsida; Brassicales; Brassicaceae
Source: the annotation of a GenBank genome assembly
GAUCCGACCCGAAUCCGGAAAAUCGGAUCCACCUGAGCUGAAUAAACAAAACUAGAAAAAAACCGUUACAAAAGCUUCCGAGAAAGUGGAUCCGCCGUAGCUGGAGGAUCCGUUCGUUAACAAAAUCAUGCCAUCUUCUCCUAAGCUGUUUAACGCGCGGCCAUCACUCUUCACGCGCCGAUCGACGCCUUUGAUCGUCUUCACCUCUCUUGUUAUCGGUCUAACCGGUUUCCUUUUCGGAUUAUCCACGAUUCUUUUCCCGGGUCUCCGGUUAUCCGGCCGGUCCUGCCUCACCAACUUGCCUCCGAAGACGGUUAAAAUCGUCUGGGACGCCGCUGGAAAUAGUAUCGUUAAUGGCGAAGUCAAAAGGCACAAGGUGAUGGGAUUCGUCGGAAUCCAGACCGGAUUCAGAUCUGCUGGCCGGAGACGAGCUCUCAGGAACACAUGGAUGCCGUCCGAUCCCGAAGGCCUUCGACGAUUGGAGGAAUCAACAGGAUUGGCCAUUAGAUUUAUUAUAGGCAAAACCAAAGAUGAGGCCAAAAUGGCUGAGCUUAGAAGGGAAAUCGCAGAGUACGAUGACUUUAUACUGCUCGAUAUCGAGGAGGAGUAUAGUAAGCUCCCCUACAAAACUUUGGCUUUCUUCAAAGCUGCAUACGCCUUAUAUGAUUCAGAAUUCUAUGUCAAAGCUGAUGAUGAUAUAUACUUGAGGCCAGAUCGGUUGUCUUUGCUGUUGGCUAAAGAGCGGAGUCACUCGCAGACAUACCUCGGAUGCCUGAAAAAAGGUCCGGUUUUCACAGAUCCAAAGCUCAAAUGGUAUGAACCUUUGGCAGAUCUGCUCGGGAAAGAGUACUUUCUUCAUGCUUAUGGCCCCAUAUAUGCUCUUUCUGCUGAUGUUGUCACUAGUUUGGUUGCCCUCAAGAACAACAGUUUCAGGAUGUUUAGCAAUGAGGACGUGACUAUAGGUGCGUGGAUGCUGGCAAUGAACGUUAACCACGAGAAUCUUCACACCCUUUGUGAACCAGAGUGCUCACCAUACUCCAUUGCUGUUUGGGAUAUACCAAAAUGCUCAGGCCUCUGUAACCCAGAGAAAAGGAUGUUGGAACUUCACAACCUAGAGAGCUGCUCAAAAACCCCGACUUUGCCAUCGGAUGAUGAAUGAUUUACCGUCUAAUAUAUAAUUCUUUAAUGA